CCAACGACAAAGCAAAUCCCUGUUAAGUCCUUUAUAGCUGGCGGCGUUGGUGGCAUGUGUAGUGUCAUAACAGGGUAUCCAUUGGAUACGAUCAAGGUGCGCCUACAGACUAUGCCCUUGCCUACAGUUGGCCAGACACCCAGAUAUAAAGGUGUCAUUGACUGCGCUGUCAAGAUUAUACGCCAUGAAGGGGUUCGAGGCUUGUAUCGUGGUAUAUCCGCACCUUUAGUGGGCGUCACGCCCAUUUACGCAGUGGACUUUGCCGUCUAUGCGGCGGGCAAACGUUUAUUUCAAACAGACGAGCAUGUUAAGCUAACCUACACACAAAUCUUUAUAGCCGGCGUAGGCGCUGGAAUUUGUUCAGCCUUAGUCACAGUGCCCACAGAUCGCAUAAAGGUGCUGCUACAAACGCAGCCAGUUACAGGUGGACCUUUAAUGUAUAAUGGUGCUAUGGAUACAGCCUUAAAGCUGUAUAGACAAGGAGGAUUGCGUAGUCUUUUCAAAGGCACAUGCGCUUGUGUUUUAAGGGAUUCUCCCACUGGUUUCUACUUUGUUACCUACGAGGCUCUGCAGGAUUUGGCCAGACGACGCUCCAGCACGGGUAACAUAACAACUACAUCCACAAUAUUAGCUGGCGGCACAGCGGGCAUUGUUUUCUGGUCUUUAGCGGCACCCUUUGAUGUACUUAAGAGCCGUUUGCAAUCGGCACCCGAAGGAACGUAUAAGCACGGCAUACGCAGUGUUUUUAGAGAUCUUAUAGCUAAAGAAGGACCAAAGGCUUUAUAUCGUGGUGUAUUACCAGUUUUAAUACGCGCUUUCCCAUCCACAGCCUCGGUAUUUAUUGGCGUAGAAUUAGCUCAUGAUUUGUUAAAUUUUUAGCUUAAUUUAAGCCUAGCCAAAAGAAGCUAUAUACAACUGUUUUAUAAGUUUUUACAGCUUAUG
Messenger RNA from Drosophila busckii, 942 nucleotides. It is a transcript of the gene MME1, whose product is annotated as mitochondrial magnesium exporter 1. Gene Ontology annotation, cellular component: mitochondrial envelope. The record is from RefSeq and is a predicted model, not a curated record. Gene Ontology annotation, molecular function: O-acyl-L-carnitine transmembrane transporter activity. Gene Ontology annotation, biological process: mitochondrial transport; carnitine transmembrane transport. Lineage: Eukaryota; Metazoa; Arthropoda; Insecta; Diptera; Drosophilidae.